Pisolithus orientalis is the source of this 1026-nucleotide messenger RNA. RefSeq lists its product as uncharacterized. NCBI's taxonomy places the organism in Eukaryota, Fungi, Basidiomycota, Agaricomycetes, Boletales, Pisolithaceae. The record is from RefSeq and is a predicted model, not a curated record. Bases 1 to 1026 code for a protein of 341 amino acids. The transcript is spliced from 4 exons.
AUGGGCUACUUCCCCUGUGCCCCACUGGGGCCAACACUUGCUGUUAGCCUACAGCUUCUUGGCUUGUGCAUACCUCCAAACACUUCAGCAUGGUGUGAGUCCCUUGAGGCAUACCUUGCAGCUAUGGGUUAUGAGGUGGACACAAAGGAGGGUAUAUGCCAGAGGUUCAGUAAUGCAUAUCACUGGUAUUGUAUUCUGGAAACAUCCCUUGAUGAAUAUGUCCAACAACAACUGCAAGAAUCUGCUAGUCCACCAUCAAACAUCCCCUCUGCAAUCCCAUUGCCAAGUUCCCCAGACAAUGAUGUCCUCAGUUCAAAGAUGAGGCCAUCAGAAUACCUACAACAGCAUUGUCCUCUAUGCUUUGGUGGCCAGAGCUGGCAGAGCAAUAAUAGUGAACAUGGCUUUUCUGAUGUUGAUGCAAUUGUUUGCAUUGAUGCUUGUUUUACUCAGAAGUGCAGAAGUGGGCAUCCAGAUGAUCCAGUAAACCCUACAGCUACAGUCUUUCUUUCACAAGAAGAUAUUUGUGCUAUGGAGCAUGAGGUUAAUGAGUUGCAAAAGUCAAAGUCUUCAACCCAAAGGAGAAGUGGACAGCCUUUGAAAAAGAAUUAUCUUGGUGAUGGGGAGGAUGAGUUUGAAGAGGGAAUGAGGAUAACAGUGUCAGUGCUGAAGGGUUAUAAUGAGUCCUUUACUGCAGCUGAUGAGAGGCACCAGAAAGCAAGUACCCAGUUCUUUUCAGAUACUGGUGUCAUGGCCCUACUCUGUCAUCAUGAUUGUGUCAUUUACCUUGCAAAUAUGACUUCAGCUGGGGAGAGGCAACAUUAUGCACUUGCCCUCAUCAAAUCUCUUUUUUUUCAUCUCCCAGAUAAUUUUCAUAUUGGGCUGUUAUAUGACAUAGGUUGUCAACUGGAACAGAGCUGCAGGAAGUGGGGUUUUCUCAAGUCAUUUCUGCCACAUAUUUCUUUUGCCAUCUCAGUAUUUCUUGCCUUUGGUCAUCAAUGGGCAUGUCAGCUUAUCUAUCACCCCUGA